AUGUCCCAUCCAUUGGUAGCAGCAGUGUGGGAACAGCUAGGUCGCCGGGACCUCGAGAACAUCCUUCAUGAAAUUAUCGGGGAACAUGCUACGAGCCUCGCUGUGCGCGCAGGGCAGCAUGGCGAUGCCUCGGACAUGGAAUCCCUGACUCGGUCUGUGUUAUGGAUACAGACUCUCUUCAAUGUGCAACGGACGUAUCUCCAGGGUCUGGCGACUAUACGAGACUGUCAUCCCUACUUCGUUCCGUACCUGAUUUCAUCGAAUUCUAUCUUCUCAACCCUCAUGUACUUGACAAAGGUCAAGAUGGACCUCUUUCCAUGCACAAAGGCAACACCUACCGACCUUUUGAAGUAUAGACACCUCAUGGCGCACACGUUUCUCGUCGGCAUUCGGCUGCUUAUAUUGCGUGGCGAGGCACUCAACUCUGAUUCGAAGUUCAGAUUGGAACGGGCGAUGCGAUCAGCCUGGGAACAUCCUGACCUCUCCAGUUCGGAGCGCUUCUUGAUAAAUGACCUCUUGCCACGCGCAAUCACCAACAUUGGGUCGUUGAAUCUCUAUCGCACUCAGCAAUCCCUAAUCAAAUCCAGCAGAUCAUAUCUCCCCGUUUUCACAUCUGGAAUUUAUCCAUUCCCCGGUGCCCCGGACACCCUAGUAACAGACCUCUUGACCGCACUCAUAAAGAAUAAAGAUGAUCAGCUGACGUCGUUCUACCUCUUGCUUGACCUCCUAUGGGCGGCUGAAUCUGCAUCCGUUCAGUGCCACAUCGACCGUCGUCGGAUCUCACAAGAGCAAGGGUAUACCAGUGCUGCUGCUCUGAAGGUGGACGAGGCAUUUAAUCAGACAAAGGACAGCCGGAAAAAGCUGGCAAGGACGCUUUUAGCAGCUUUUGACGAUGAAUUCAAUAUACCAUCUCUGCAAGUUCUGGCAACCGUGGUUUUGAGCCAAACCGGCGGUGAUAAUCCACCUAUACAAACUAGGAGAAUCAGAGACGCCUGGAGUCAACUCGCGCCAACAAGGGAAUUUGUGGACUCUGGUCUAGGACACCUUAUGAGAUGGCUCAUCAAUCGCAGGGUUCAACUGUGGGACUGUAAUGGAGAGUUGGAAGCAUUCUCUCAUGACUAUCAGCAGCACUUGACUCAAUGGUUGCAGAACUCAUCCUUCCCAGGGUCCAGUCAGGCCCAAGGCAGACGGAGCAUAGCAGGUGCCGUAUAUGUUGUCAAUUGUCCCGCGGUCCAUCCAGUUCCUGAAGCUCUGUUGGACGAACAGCUGAAAAUUUCCGACAGGAAGGCAUACGAACAAUUGCAAGAGAAAUCGCGAUUCCUCACAAUGGACACCCUCUGUCCCUUGUGCCCCGGGAGUGUCAAGAUCCAGCAUGCUCGGAUGAUCGAACCCCUUGAGCAGGUUUCCGAUUCCCUCAAUCUUACCGAGUCAGAGAGCAGUGGGCGGUACUCCCUACCAGAUUCGGCAUCUAGGCAUACAACUUCUCGUUCAAGCUCUAGGACUAACUCCACAGACCAGUUAUCGCGGCAAGACUCGGUAGAAGCUUUGAGAAGCCCAGUGUCACCAAUAUCACAGAGCCUUUCGUUCUUCAAACUGUCAAGCAAAGAUCGAUCUUCUACUACGCCUGAGACGCCAACUUCAAUCUCAAGUUUGACCCGGCCUAGAACGGGCCAACCACAGGAAAAGCAGUUGAUUCGGUCGCUAUCGAAAGACCUCAAGAAUGCGACCCUUUCCCUGACCGGAAGUACGUCCCUGUUCAGAAGAAACUCCUCCAAGGGGCAUCACCUACCCCGCCAGGCUCGUUAUUCCUUCUCAGCAUCGGGGCAAAGCCUCCUGUUCUGGGACACGCCAAGCAGUUGGGUAAUGCGAUUUGAGCUCAAGCCUCUGGAUGGCAGGAGGGCUAGAGGCCAUCGGUACGAUGUAACUGGCGUCCAGUAUGCUGCAGCUGGGAGCCAGCGGUGUGCUGUGGUUGCUUCUGCCGGAGAGCACUACGAGCUUCUAAUAUUCAGAAACAACGGCCCCACUCCUGAAGCGUACGUGACCAUCGAGACACAACAGCGCACCUUGCCCAUUACCUGUAUGGUCAUGUCGCGCGACGAUCGGUUUGUGGCAUUUGCGCUAAAAGAGGAGGUUCGAGUGUACGAAAUCACUGAUAGUGGUAUCCGUGAGAUUCGACUGGGAGGUAAAUCGGACCGCUACCCUGCUAGAAAAUAUAUACAUUCAACAACAGCACAUAUCAAAAAUAGCUCCGAGACCGAAAUAACAGUUCGAGAAGAGAGUAACGAGACAGUCUUUGCACGAAGGCUUCAGUUCUCUGUCGACCGAAAACGAUUCAUUGUUGCAACACAUCUCGGGGAUCAGUAUGCCUAUGUUGAUGUGUGGAACUGCAUUGAUCAGGAGUGGAAUAUUGACGCGGAUAGCUCGAAGUCCUUCAAGCUACCUCCUUGGACCACCGACGACGAAGACCUCACCUCCGUAUACUACGACAACUUCAACCAAACAAUCGUCCUAACCGCCUUCCUCGCAAAGGAAUACCCAAUAUCCUACUCCAUCUCCACCAAUACCAUCACCAGCAACCCACUAAGCCCUCAAAUCGUCCACGCAGCGCAAUCACCGUCCGGCUCGCGGUUCGUCAUGGCAAACGGCAUGAAACAGAUGUACCUCUGCGACUCAACAGCCAGCGGCUCGCUCAUCCCGACAAAGAUGAAAAAGGCCAUAUCAAAGAUCAGCCCGUCUGCAUUUCGACCAGGCCACUUGGCUCUGGCCUUUCCUGAGGAAACAGAGGUGGUUGCAUUUUGGUCGAAGGAGGGGAAACUAAUGCUCAGGACGAUUAGCUUGCAUACCGGAGAAGAGGUCAUUAGUGACUAUGACCUAAGACCAGAGUUUGACCGGCUUGUCGUUGAAAGGCCGCUGCUGAACGAGUUCUAUAGGCCGCGGCAUCAGCCGUCGUCGCUGUCAAGGCAGAUUGACUCAGGUAUAGAAGCGCUUCAGUCAAUACCAAGGCCUAACCUGCCGGAACUGCCGGCUACAUGA
Aspergillus calidoustus is the source of this 3033-nucleotide messenger RNA. The record is from the annotation of a GenBank genome assembly. Lineage: Eukaryota; Fungi; Ascomycota; Eurotiomycetes; Eurotiales; Aspergillaceae.